CUCCACUGUCGCCCGCCAUAUUGUUUUUAUCGUCAAACAACAUUGGAUUGGACGAGACGAAGAAAUGUGAAAGUGAUUGGCCAUUAGAGGCGGUCAAUUCAUCUUUAAAUAAUCGCAACAAUGUCGGUGUACUAUUUAAACACCACCGAGACAACUGAAGAAAAAACCGAAACACAAUGUGUGGAAGACCAGUGCCAGACCCAGAGCGAGGCCCAAAACGUCCUCAACCAAUUCUGGCCCAAAGCCAUGGAAGACAUCCGCGCCAUCCGCAACAUGGACCUGAAACAGCAAGUGUUGCCACUCGCCCGCAUAAAAAAAAUCAUGAAACUCGACGAGGACGUGAAGAUGAUCUCGGCCGAAGCCCCCUUGCUGUUCGCCAAAGCGGCCGAGAUCUUCAUCCAGGAGCUGACCCUGAGGGCCUGGAUCCACACCGAGGACAACAAGCGACGCACUCUGCAACGCAACGACAUCGCCAUGGCCAUCUCCAAAUACGACCAGUUUGACUUCCUCAUCGACAUCGUCCCCAGAGACGACAUGAAGCCGGCGAAGCCCCGAGACGACGCCACCCGCGCCUCCAACUCCGACCAAGUCUACUAUUUCCAGCUCGCGCAACAACACCACGCCAACCUGCAGCAGAACACCGCCACGGCGGCUGCCACCGCCGCCCCCACGCAGCCCCAGGGCGCCAUCCAGAUCGUGCAGCCCCAACAAGUGCAAACCGUGCAAGUCAACGCCAUCGAUCAGAACGCGGCCAGUUCGUCGCCCCCCAACACCUCGACGGCCCAAACUCCGGUCCUGAUACAAGCGCAAAACCAGCCCGGAAAUGUGCAAAUCGUGCAACAAAUCGUCACACCCAGUGGCGAAAUACAGCAAAUUCCGAUUAAUCUCACGCCGCAACAGUUGCAAAUGAUUAAGAUGCAACUUCAGGGAAAUACGUCACAACCUGUCAUUAUCCAGACGGCGCCGAUUGCCACGUCACAGCCCCACUUGAUUCAAGUGGCUCAGCAGAAUACUGCCCCCCAGCAGGUGUUCCUCACGCAGAGUAAUGGCAACACUGAGAGUGAAUAAUUGUAGGGUUUUUAUUUAAAAGAUGAAAAAAAAAAGUUUUGGUAGUUUUAUUACAAACCAACACUUAUAAAUAUCUCCAGUAAUCUCUA
Molecule: messenger RNA, 1157 nt
Organism: Tribolium madens (black flour beetle)
Lineage: Eukaryota; Metazoa; Arthropoda; Insecta; Coleoptera; Tenebrionidae
Gene: Nf-YC
Product: nuclear transcription factor Y subunit gamma
Exons: 6
Coding region: 121-1068 (315 amino acids)
Biological process (GO): regulation of DNA-templated transcription
Cellular component (GO): nucleus; CCAAT-binding factor complex
Molecular function (GO): DNA-binding transcription activator activity, RNA polymerase II-specific; protein heterodimerization activity; DNA binding
Source: RefSeq, a predicted model, not a curated record